CAAAAAACUUAUAUUGCCAACGAUGAAUCUUCGAAAUCCUUUGCUGAUUUAAACUAUCUCGAUUUAUCAAAACAUGAUUCCAUUUGGAAAAACAUGAUUGAUAUGCAUCCUUUUAAUCAGGCACUGACUGUAUUUUUACCUGGAUGCUCUAUUAAUUUAGCAAAUGAACACUUUAACCAAAAGCUUGGAUAUUAUUAUCAAGUAGAAGCUCCUCUUUCUAUAUUAUUAGAUUUAAACUUCUUCAAGACAUUCUUUCAAUCAGGUACAAGAAAGAACGAAAGAAAGAAAGAACAAGAGUUGACAGUUAAAUUACAACAGAUCAGUACAACCUGAUGAUGCACACUUUGAAUACGGAUCUAAACACAGAUAAUGUUAUUGUGCUUGAUCCAGAAGGAAACCUUUCAUUAAGUUUAGUAAAAGACGCGUAUGAAAAGUUUGGUAUUCAAGUACAGCACAGAUCAAAGGCAUCCAUGAAGCAUAACAAAUACAUAAUCAACAUUCCACUUAAGGAUAAUCAAUUGCACCCAGGAAGUAAACAGUUUGAAAGAUUAAAGUGGUGUCUUGAGAACACAUUGACACAGACAUUCAAGCUAGUUUUUGCAGCAACUGAUAAAGUGACUGGGCAAUCUGUGGAUAUUGAAUGGCCAUCUCAAGUGAAGAAAGUGACAAAGAUAGACAUAGAGCCUCAAUUUGAGACAUUGACUGACAUUCAUAUACCCAGUUUUGAAAGUAUCAACCACUCUUUAAACGGUCAACCAGCCGAAGAUUGGGAUAGACAUGUCAUGAAUGCAUUAGAGUGGAUUGGACUAGCUUAUAUAAGGUCAAAUAGAAUAAAAGCCAAGACGACAAAGGCAGUAGAUCCAUUCAUCUCUGUAUAUAAAGCCCCAGCGCCUUACCUGGACAGUCAAACAGGCACCUUGAUAAAAUGGAAAGGGCUUUUGCCUACUCCUUUUAUCCACAAUGUUAUGACAAUGAUAAGAAAACUAAUGGUACCUGACAUCAUCAACCACUGGACAUCACUCACCGUAUACGGCUAUCGUGACUCGCCUUAUACUUGGAAAGGAAAAGAACACUACGCGUAUUUGAAUAGUGAAAACGACUAUACUUUCUUGAUGAUGCCAGAGCAUCAAACGGCGUAUACACUUCAAUUUUAUGGUUCUCAUCAUUCAAACGUUUAAAUAAAGACAGUUUAUUUACGAGAAUACCAGGCUAAAGCUACACCAGCAACAACGAGCGUCAAAGAUAAACCAGCGACAACAUCAGCAAUGACUUGCUUUCUUUCUGCCUUCUUU
Molecule: messenger RNA, 1292 nt
Organism: Rhizopus microsporus ATCC 52813
Lineage: Eukaryota; Fungi; Mucoromycota; Mucoromycetes; Mucorales; Rhizopodaceae
Product: ribonuclease P
Exons: 5
Coding region: 333-1178 (281 amino acids)
Biological process (GO): endonucleolytic cleavage in ITS1 to separate SSU-rRNA from 5.8S rRNA and LSU-rRNA from tricistronic rRNA transcript (SSU-rRNA, 5.8S rRNA, LSU-rRNA); tRNA 5'-leader removal; tRNA 3'-end processing
Cellular component (GO): ribonuclease MRP complex; multimeric ribonuclease P complex
Molecular function (GO): ribonuclease MRP activity; ribonuclease P activity
Source: RefSeq, a predicted model, not a curated record